Messenger RNA from Vigna radiata var. radiata (mung bean), 3277 nucleotides. Its product is annotated as probable protein phosphatase 2C 38. The record is from RefSeq and is a predicted model, not a curated record. The transcript has 5 exons. NCBI's taxonomy places the organism in Eukaryota, Viridiplantae, Streptophyta, Magnoliopsida, Fabales, Fabaceae. Bases 744 to 1913 code for a protein of 389 amino acids. Gene Ontology annotation, biological process: protein dephosphorylation. Gene Ontology annotation, molecular function: cation binding; protein serine/threonine phosphatase activity.
CCCUGAUGGAGGUAUUGUGUUUAAGUCAAAGAUAUUUUCAAAAAUAGAAAGUGUAUUAGAGAGUGAGGGUCUGGGAAACGCUGGGUUCGUUAGAUUGUCUGAAGAAAUGGUUGCAAUGUACUAAGUUAAGAAAAUGAAAGAGAGGUGGAAAAGUUUGUUAGUUGGCGGUCAAAGUCUAAACCCCACCAAGGCAAUAAAAUUUAGAAAACAAAAACUGCCAACCAACCCCAAAAGCCAAAAGCCAAAGCCCUUUGGAAAUUCCUUCCACCACCAAACCAAACUCACUCAUUUUGUUCUUCUUUUCUAAUUCCUUUUUUAUGGCUACAAACUUCAUGGAAUAAGGAAAGGAGAAGCAUAAAACAAACCAACCAAACCAUUUCCCCCCUCAAAGCCCUGUCUCCCUUCCAAAACUACACUUAAAGCUUCAACCUUUUCAUCACAACUAAUUCCAAUCCUUAAAAUUCUCACUGGGGUUUUUUAAUGCAUAGGGAAUUAUCAAGAUACUAAAUUUCCCGACAUAUCUAUCCAAGGUUGUGGACACUGCAAUUUACGUCUUUGAUGGUUUCGAGUUUUAUGUAUUAUGGUGUCAGUGUUUCUUAAUUGGCAUUUGAUUUGUGGAGGUUGUGAGUUGGGGUCGGUUACGUAGAUGGUGUAGAUAGGAAAGUAGGCGUUUUGAUAUUGUCAUUGACUUUGAUUUGAUGAAUUAUUUGUUGGUCAGUUGUGUGUGUGAGACUAUGUAAGGGAUGGUAUCAGCUACAAUUAGGCGAAUUGUGUCACCCUGUUGGAGACCAUCUGAUACGGGUGAAAUUUCUGGUAGGCAUGGAGAUUCAAGUGGGCGUGUUGAUGGUUUGUUGUGGUACAAAGAUUCUGGAAGACAUGCGCAUGGUGAAUUCUCAAUGGCAGUUAUUCAAGCAAACAAAUUGUUGGAGGAUCAAAGCCAACUUGAAUCUGGCCCCUUGAGCUUAACUGAGGGAACUCCUGUUGCAACUUUUGUUGGUAUAUACGAUGGUCAUGGAGGUCCAGAAGCUUCCCGGUUUGUCAAUGACAGUCUCUUUAAAAAUAUCAAGAAAUUUUCUUCUGAAAAUGAUGGAAUGUCAGCUGAUGUUGUCCAUAAAGCAUUCAUGGCAACUGAAGAAGAAUUUCUUUCUCUGGUAGAGAAGCAAUGGCUGCAUAAGCCCCCUCUAGCGUCAGUUGGAUCUUGCUGCUUGAUAGGCAUAAUAUGCUGUGGGGAGCUCUAUAUUGGAAAUGCAGGAGAUUCUCGAGCAGUACUAGGUAGAACGGAUGAGGCUACAAAAGAGAUUAAAGCUAUUCAACUAUCCGAGGAGCACAAUGCUAGCAUAGUAUCUGUCAGAGAAGAGUUGCGCUCAUUGCAUCCUGAUGAUCCGCAGAUAGUGGUUAUGAAGCACCAGGUCUGGCGCGUGAAGGGUCUGAUUCAGAUUUCAAGAUCCAUUGGUGAUGCCUACCUAAAGAAGGUAGAGUUUAAUAGAGCACCAUUAUUGCCAAAAUUUCGACUCCCGGAACCCUUUGAGCAGCCAAUCCUUAAAGCUGAACCAGCAAUACUGGUACAGAAAUUGUGUCCUCAAGAUCAGUUUCUCAUAUUCGCAUCAGAUGGGUUAUGGGAGCAUCUGAGCAGUCAAGAAGCAGUCGACAUUGUCCAAAACUGUCCACGCAAUGGAGUGGCAAAGAAACUUGUGAAAACAGCACUUUGUGAAGCUGCGAAGAAAAGAGAAACGAGAUACUCAGACUUGAAAAAGAUUGACAGAGGGGUGAGGAGACAUUUCCAUGAUGACAUCACUGUUAUAGUUUUGUAUCUUGAUUCAAAUUUUUUGGCCCGUGCCAAUUCUCGUGUACCCUUGGUUUCUAUCAAAGGAGGUGGUGAAAGUGGUUAUGGUAUUGGAAUUAUAGAUGCCUAGUUCAGGAGUUUUGGCACCAUUCCUCUCUUAAAUUUAUUUUCCCAAUGUAUGUGUAUAUUUCCCCUCUGCAGCUGGGAUCAUACUAAUACAAUUAUCUCUCACAAACACACUCUACUCUCUCAAUUACCUGCAACUUAUUUUACCACUUGAGACUCACUGGGUCCAACAAUAACACAUGCGUCAUGUUUUUCUAAUUAUUCAAAAUAAUUUAUCUAUGCAUCACCAGUUUCAUUGUUGUAACUACUGUUGCCACAUCCAAACAACUUUUAUCUGUCAGGAGAAUUCAGAAACUAAAAUGAGCUGAACAUUUCACAUCAAUUAUUGAUGAAUAAUACGUAAGUAACGACUAAUCUGUGUCGAAGUCUCUCGGAAAAAUCUUACACGAGUUGUGAAGCUUCUUCUUUAUGGAAGAUGGGAAACCCACAAAAAUCAAAUUCCUGCAUAUUACUAUGAUAAAAUAAUCCCAAAUGAUAGAGAAUUUGGAUGAAGAAAAAUUAUGUAGACGUAGACAAAUAGUUUAACUUGAAACUGUAAAUGAAAUUAUUUGAAACUGCUGUUGCAACUCUAGAAGUGCUUCACUGUUUUAAUGUUUAUGCAAGUAAAAGCACAAAGUGUCUUUCCCCUAUCCUGAGAGUAUAACAUCCUGAUAGUAUAGAAAACCCGAUUCAAAUUAAGGUAAGAACAACUAUAUUGUCAACCACAAUCACAUAAACAUAAGAAUCCCAAUUAGAAGGUACCAACGCACAUCAAAGUAACAAAGCAACCUAAUAAGGUAAUAUCAGAAUGCUGAUUAAGACCAGAAAGUAACAACACAAGCAACCUAAUAAGCUAAUAUCAGAUAGCUGAUGCUCUGAAUAAAACCACAAAGUAACAACACAGAAGAAUCCUAUUAAGCUAAUAUCAGAUUGCUAAUGCUGAAUGAAACCAGAAAGUAAGAAAUCAUCUAAUAAGCUAAUACCAGAAUGCUGAUGCUGAAUAAAACAGAAGUUUGGACUGAAAUGUAGGGGCCGCGCGGACGCAGGCCCCCUCUACCACAAAUUAUGACGUAGAUUCUGCCACUUGGACAGACCUUAGAACAGCACCCUUCUCAAGUGCAAUAGAACGUCACUGUCCUAGAUUAUGGGCCUUCUUGGUCACCCAUUAAUCCCGUCCAGGUAAGUAUGUUUCAAAAUCAUAGACACUUUUCUUUUGUAGCAAAAGGUUUGUACCGCUCAUUGCUCUUUCAGCGAUGUGGGACUUAGAACGCUACUUUUGCAUCUUCGAAAACGCAUCUCUCAAAACUUAGCCUCCUCUGCUACCUACCAGAUACCUUGUUUUCUACACAGAUUAUGGAGAAAAAGGCAAAUUAUGGAGAAAAUUAACUA